AUGGUCAAAGACGACAGCCAAACGAUUUCGGUCCCGUACCUCCUCGUCCUCCUCGUCCUCGCAGCCGCCAUCCUCCGCCUCCUCUUCUUCUCGAACUCGUCAGGCGACACCCCGCCCGCGGGUCGGCACAACCCGCUCAACGUCCUGCGGGCGCGCGAGACGGCCGUCGAGCGCAUACAGCAAAUGUUCCCCCAGGUCGAGCGACGGACCAUCCUGUGGGACCUGCAGCGCAACGGAGGCAACGUGCAGACGACGAGCGAGAGGAUCCUGGCCGGACGCAUCGAGACGGUGAGCUCCUCCGUCUUCCUCUUCUUUCUUUCUUGUCUUCUUUGCCGGCUUCCUUCUCUUUACUGCUCGAAGAGCUACGGCGUAGACACUGCAUACGCAUCAGACAUCAGGGUGAGGGGUGAAGCCGAGAAUGUUCCGCGCUAA
Verticillium alfalfae VaMs.102 is the source of this 432-nucleotide messenger RNA. RefSeq lists its product as hypothetical. The record is from RefSeq and is a predicted model, not a curated record. The transcript has a single exon. The coding region runs from base 1 to 432 and encodes 143 amino acids. Gene Ontology annotation, molecular function: ubiquitin binding. Lineage: Eukaryota; Fungi; Ascomycota; Sordariomycetes; Glomerellales; Plectosphaerellaceae.